Naegleria lovaniensis is the source of this 3681-nucleotide messenger RNA. RefSeq lists its product as uncharacterized. Lineage: Eukaryota; Heterolobosea; Eutetramitea; Acrasida; Naegleriidae. The coding region runs from base 1 to 3681 and encodes 1226 amino acids. Gene Ontology annotation, molecular function: nucleotidyltransferase activity; 3'-5'-RNA exonuclease activity; RNA binding. Gene Ontology annotation, cellular component: P-body; exosome (RNase complex). The transcript has a single exon. Gene Ontology annotation, biological process: mRNA catabolic process. The record is from RefSeq and is a predicted model, not a curated record.
AUGUUUUUCCCUCAUUUAUCGCCUCAAUUAUUUCCCUUAUACUCCAAAAAAGUUCUUCGUGCCUUGAGCAAAUGGGACAAUGCUAGAACUUUGUGCCUCAGAGAUAUAUCUUUAACAACUCAAAGCGUAGAGAAUGAAUUCCAAAUAUUUUCCAAAACAACGUCAGGAAUGGCUCUACCAACACCUAAUGUCUUUGAGACAAAUGUUUUCUCGGUAUUAGAAGAGGCGAAGAUGAUGCAGUUCACUCACGACUGUAUCCACAUCUAUGAAAAUGAGCUUAGGCCAUCGGUAGAAGAACAAAAGACAAAGAAAGAACUUGUGAAAGAUAUUUCUAAAAUUAUCUCAAAAAUCUUUCCUGAAACACUGUUGGAACCAAAAAUAUUCACCUUCGGAUCAUAUGCCAGUGAUUUGAGUUUGACAGGGUCAAGCGAUAUUGACAUUUGUAUUGCUUUUAAAGGGUUUGAAAACAUUCAUGAUAAUAAUAUCCAUUCAAGAAUUCUCGAAAUGAUUAGAAAAGAGAUGAACCCUAAGAUCAUCCCUGUUGAAUACAGUCACUUGGAGCCGCAAAGUAAAUCUGUUGGGAGGACCAGAUUUCCAAUAUUGACGGUUCAUGACAGCAAGAGAAAUUUGGAUUGUGAUUUAUGUGUUGCCAAUUAUUUAGGUAUUGUGAAUACUAGAAUGAUUUCCACUUACUUAAUGGUAGACCAGACAAUGCUAAAGUACUAUAACGCUUGUAUUGAUAUUCACAUCAAGAACCGAGUGAAAAUGUUGAUUUACAUUGUCAAGAGUUGGGCAAAGAGGAGACGUAUUAGCAGUGCUUCUGAAGGAUCGUUGGCGUCAUAUAGCUAUGUUUUAAUGACGUUACAUUUCUUACAAGCCAUUGAAGUGUUGCCAUCUCUUCAGCAACUUGCAAUGAGCGAAACCUUGUCAACGAAUAUUUGUGUGGAAGAUAUCUCCAGACCUCACCACGUGCAGACAUAUGACACAAAAUAUUUCAACAAUCUUGAAAAACUUCCUUUUGUUUGGAAAUCAUCAGAUAUAGAGAAAGUUUCAAAGUUCACUGUGGGGCAUUUAGUUUUCAUGUUUUUUGAGUACUAUGCCAAACAUUUUAAUUUUGAUGACCAUGUCAUUUCUAUAAGAAGAGGAAAUGGAUCCGUUCUAAGGAAGAACGUUUUACGAAACUCACAAACGAUUAUAUCGAUCGAGGAUCCAUUUGAACACCGUGACUUGGGGUGUGUUGUUUCAAAUGAGAUGGGGCCGUUAAUAGUAUCUGAGUUUAAACGAGCAUUUGAAAUUCUCUCAAAUGGAGGCUCAAUUCAGGAGGUUUUAUUGGAAAGAGUUGGCGUCCAUUCCAGGAAUAUUUACGACGAGAAGAAGGAUUUUUCAGGCUACGAGGAUCAUUUGCCUCUUGAAUUGGUUGCAAAGAUGAUUCAAAAAGGAGAACUAUUUCAAGGCGAGCUAAGAGUGAACAAGAAGAAAUAUAGAGAAGCAUAUGUUACAGUUGUAGGAGGCCCUUUUAAGAAAGAUAUUUUCAUAGAUGAACUCAAAAAUAGAAAUAGAGCCAUGCACGGUGACGUUGUGGCCAUCCGUGUCGAAGAAAAAAAGUCUGUGGCAGGAUCGGUGAUGAAAAUGAUGAAAACACAAGAUGCUUCUCAUGAAGAUAGAGAACAGCUUGACUAUGGUACCUCAACAAAUGUACCUUCAGAGGAAAAGAAGACAUACCAAGGCAUUGUAGUGGCCAUCUUGAAAAAGAAAUCUCCAUCAAUUUUUCCUUGUAUUUUAAUGGACAAUACUGAAAAUAAGGAUAUAAGAUGGCUAAUACCACUCGAUAGAUGUUACCCCAAGUUAAGGAUUUCUGUUUCUGAGUUCAACAACAAGUUUAACUCCAAAUUGUUUUUAUUGGAAGAGGGAAUAUUUUUGGUCAAAAUGACACCUUGGAACAAGAACAUUAAAUUCCCUAGAGGUACUCUACUGGGAUGUUUAGGAUUUAGAAAGGAUUUAUGGAGCUUGAAAAGGGCCUUAUUGCUCCAAUUCUUUCCGAAUAUGUACGAUCAUUUAUUUUCAAAGAAAGAAAUUCUUGCAGAAAAAGAGACUGGUAAAGAGGCUUCAAACCCAAAAGAUGUCCUAAACGAAAAUGAUCAAGUCGAAACCAAAAUUACUGACGAUGGUUUUAACGGUGACACUUCUGAUAAUUUAAUUCAAGUGGAAGAUUGGAGUCAAUCGAGAAGAAUUUUCACCAUCGAUCCAACUCAUGCAAAAGAUUUAGAUGAUGCUAUUGCAAUCAAGCCUAUUUAUGAGUCAAACUCAGAAAUUACAGAUUGGAAUAGGAAACCCUAUGAAAAAGCUCAACAGUUUUUAAUUACUGUUGCCAUUGCUGAUGUUUCUCUAUAUGUUCCUUUAAAUUCUCCAAUGGACAAGAAAGCAAAAAGCCAAGGAACAAGUAUCUAUUUGAUGAACAGUGUGGAACACAUGCUUGAUCCAUACUUAUCUCAGAAUCUUUGUUCAUUACAUGAAGGUGUGAAUCGAUACGCUCUAGCUGUGGAAUUCAUUAUUGAUCGUGAGACAUGUGAAAUCAUGAAAGAAUCGGUAAAAUUUAAUAGAUGCAUCAUGAAGUCAUGUUGCAGGCUCGAUUAUAACAAAACUCAAAAGAUGAUUCUCCAUUAUCACAAGAACAAGUUCAAAGGAUUUGUUGAAAAUCAAAUGGAUCCGAUAAUCAAGUUUGGUCUUGAAACAGAUGAAGUUCCGUGCGUUUAUGGUAAUUUUACUCUGGAUGAAAUUUAUGAAGAUGUUCAAAUAUUCAAUGAGUUGAGUCAAAAAUUAAGACGCCAACGAGCGGAGAAUGGAAAUGUUUUUCUUUCCGAUAUGAAACUGAACUUUGAAAGUGACAAGUUUGGUUUUCCUGUUAUGGUCUCAAAAGAUGAACACAAUGAAUCUCAUAUUCUGAUCGAAGAAAUGAUGAUUUUAGCCAAUAAGCUUGUUGCUAAAGCAUUAUAUGACUAUUUUGGAGAAUCCACGUUGCUGAGAAUUCAUUCUGCUCCAAAAAUCGACAAAUGGUCAGAAGUCGUUGCAUGUCUGGCCGAAUAUAUUUACAAAUGGAAAAUUGAAAACCUUUCAAACGAAGGAGAAGAAAAACGUCGUGGUGAAAAAUUGAUUGUUCUUUCUAUGUUGGAGAAGUGCCUCAAGCAAAAUAUAGAAGGUAUUCAGGAAAAUGAAAGACCUAUUACUCUUCAACAAGUGAUGAACACGUUAAUAGCACAAACUGAGCAACAUACAUCACUAAAGCAGGUCGUGCAGUAUUUGUUGUUAAAGGAAAUGCAAUUAGCUAAAUACGCUACCGUGGAAGAUUGUAAGAAUAUCAAGCCUGCUACUGAAAACGAUAUGGAAUUACAACAAAAUCCAGAAAGGUUCCAACAAAAAUAUGAGAGCACUUGGCACUUUGCGUUGUGUAAUGAGUUUUAUACACACUUCACAAGCCCCAUUCGUCGUUAUGCUGAUUUAAUUGUGCACAGACAACUUAUUCAAAUGAUGAAAGAAAAGAAUAUGUUAGAGCUUGGACAAUCCAAAGAAGAUGUUUUAGCAUUUCGAGAAAGAACUUUCUUAUCUUCCCAACAAAUCUCCGUCAUUGCAGAACAUUUAAACGAUCAAGCGUAUAAGGCUCAUUAUCUUCAAGGGUUUGGAUAG